AGUCAUCCUUACAAUCCUCCAGACAAGCCACCCUCCACCAUGUGUCACACCAGCUGCUCUUCAGGGUGCCAGCCCUCCUGCUGUGUGUCCAGCCCCUGCCAGCCCUCCUGCUGUGUGUCCAGCCCCUGCCAGUCAUCCUGCUGCAGGCCUGCUAUAUGCAUUCCUGUGAGAUACCAGAUAGCCUGCUGUGUGCCUGUGAGCUGCAGGCCCACUGUGUGCAUGGCUCCCUCAUGCCAGUCCUCUGUGUGUGUACCCGUGAGCUGCCGACCAGUCUGUGUGACCUCCUCCUGUCAGUCAUCUGGGUGCUGCCAGCCCUCCUGCCCCACCCUCGUCUGCAGGCCUGUCACCUGUAGCACCCCUUCCUGCUGUUGACCAGUGUCUCAAAAUCAGCUGUAAAUGGGACUCGGCUCUCCUCCCCUAGCUCCUGUCCAAUGGCUGCUGGUUCAGCAUGAGGCAGUUAGGAAGCCCUUCUGCCCACCCUGAGACUCUGUGAGAAGAACAUGGAAGAAUUAUUUGGAUUCCCCUCUCCUUGCCCUCUGGAAGGGCCCCCUGGCUCUAGGGAUGUCUCUUGACUUUUAGUGCCAAAUAAACCAGUUUCACCAGUUCAUCU
Rattus norvegicus (Norway rat) is the source of this 610-nucleotide messenger RNA. RefSeq names its product keratin associated protein 12-1 (gene Krtap12-1). The record is from RefSeq and is marked validated. The transcript has a single exon. The coding region runs from base 40 to 372 and encodes 110 amino acids. NCBI's taxonomy places the organism in Eukaryota, Metazoa, Chordata, Mammalia, Rodentia, Muridae.